AUGUCGUCUUCAUUUUGUCAGCUAUCCAAGCGCGUGCUGCAGUAUCUUCGACAUGAGCAUCCACAUCGUCUAUUUCCCUCCAUCGGUCGAAGACGCAAACUCCCAGGCAUAAACCUCGACGGAAGAUCUCAGCGGUUGUGCCUCAUUGGCCACGUGUUCACGCACAUCCCGUUGAAGACGAAAAGCUUCUUUGCUGGCAUCAUGCGCUUCCAGACGUUGUUGCUCGUCCUUGUCGCACUAGUCAUCGCCCCGUUUCAGGCCCUGUCUCCACCCAGCGAGUCCAACGUGCCGUUCACUCUUCGGUACGUCCCGGGCUUCUUUAAACAAGGUACCCCGUCCGUGGAGAUUCCACCUUCAAAUUCAAGGCAUCUCGGGCUACUUGACAACGUCACGUGGACGGAUGUAGACGCCUACAUUGCUGCACGAGCCGCUCAAGGCGUGGACGUCAAGUUGUUCCUCUUCUUACGUCAUGGAGAAGGCCUCCACAACGUCGCCGAAGCCACUUACGGCACCGAAGCCUGGGACAGAUUCUACAGCAAACUAGCGAAAUAUACUGACGCCAAGUUGACGAAACUUGGGAUGCAACAGGCUGUCAAAGCGUCGGAAAGGAUCGACGAGGAGCUUAAGAGAGGACUGAGCCUGGAGGAAGUCGUGGUUUCCCCGUUGGAGCGUACACUACAUACGGCAAUGAUCGCGUGCCAGAAUCACCACGAGAUCCCGAAGCGGUCGAUGGAAUGGCCCCGCGAGACCAUCGGCGUCUGCACGUGCGACUUACGCGGCACCAUCUCCGCCAAGGCCGAGCUGUACCCAAGUAUCGACUUCAGUGAUAUCUGGAGUGAUGCAGACCCGUGGUGGACGCCUGAUCAUCGUGAGACCGAGCUGCACAUCAACGACCGCGCUCGCAUCUUCCUGAACCGCGUCUUCUACGGUCACAAGUCAGUGCGUGUUGGUGUGGUGACGCACAGUGGACUAACCACCGCCGCGAUGCGUGUCAUUGGCCAUCGUAAGUACAGUGUUGCGACGGCGGAAGUGAUACCGUUCCUGCUUGAAGACACCACGGUGCACACGAUCCUGUCGAUCUUCUCUGGUAAAGAAGACAUGUAG
Molecule: messenger RNA, 1104 nt
Organism: Phytophthora infestans T30-4
Lineage: Eukaryota; Oomycota; Peronosporomycetes; Peronosporales; Peronosporaceae
Product: phosphoglycerate mutase family
Exons: 3
Coding region: 1-1104 (367 amino acids)
Cellular component (GO): cytoplasm
Molecular function (GO): phosphatase activity
Source: RefSeq, a predicted model, not a curated record